This is a messenger RNA of Oryza brachyantha (malo sina), 1042 nucleotides long. RefSeq lists its product as uncharacterized. NCBI's taxonomy places the organism in Eukaryota, Viridiplantae, Streptophyta, Magnoliopsida, Poales, Poaceae. The transcript has 2 exons. The record is from RefSeq and is a predicted model, not a curated record. Bases 365 to 685 code for a protein of 106 amino acids.
CCCAAAGACCCAGUUUGGCAAAAUUUCGGGCCGUUUCCACUCUCCAGCACGACGCGGUUUUGUGUGGCGCAGGCGCAGAGAGUUUCUUUUUGUUUUGCCGUCACCAACCAAGCAAGCAGUCGUCGUCUUCCUCCCCUCCCCCUCUCCUCUCCUCUCCUCUCCUCCCCGCAGGGCAGCAACUGCACGCAGCAGCGCUCACGCUCCGCCUACUCCCCCCGCGUAGCCUCUGCCUCCCUCCUCUCUCCCCUCUCACCAGCGGACCGGGGCACCCUCCUCCUCCUCCUCCUCCGCGCGCCGCCCUGCCGGCGGAGAUCCGUGGGGGGGUGGGGGGCCCAUUCUUGGUCGGCCACUGGAUUCGGCCGGGAUGAACACGAGGCCGGUGGUGCUCGUCUUCCUCCUGCUCGUGCUCGUCAUCACGUCGCAGUUCGAGUGGAAGCAGCAGAUCGGGGACGCCGCCGACCCCGCCGAGACGCGCAGGAGGCAGCAGGUGCUCGCCAAGGAGGACGCCGUCAAGGAGAAGAUAAUAUUAUCUCAGGAGAAAAAUAUUCAACAGCUUAAUGAGCUUAUUGAGAGCCUUCAGCGGCAGCUGUUGCAUUGCCGUGGUAGCAACAAUACUGUCCACACCACUACAGUUGCUCAUACCGAAGUUAGUGAGGUGGACGGGCAGGAAAGUAUUGAUGAUUGAUGAUAGAUAAUCUCUUGCCAGGUUGUUCACUGAUUCUAGUACAGAAACCAAAGAACAACGGCUGAUCAGGCAGCAUACCCUACAAGUGCCGUCUAAUAGGGUACCAAAUCGUACUGUGUUGUACACUUCUGCUGGUAUUUUUUCUGGUAAGAUUGUAGAGAGCUGUAACUUGUAAUAUGUUGGUUUAGGUCACGGCCACUAAUUCAAUUGAAAAGUUACUUGAUUCUUUUGUUGUGAUGAUGGAUGGCUCUGCCCCAAAAGGCUAUAUCUUUCUGCAGAACGGCAGUGUCAUUCUUGUAAUGUACCACUGAAUGCAUCAGUAUCAGUUAGCUAGGACGCUGUCGGAUGUUCAGUAAA